UGCGCGCCGCCGCCGCCUCUUCCUUCUUCCUCGGCGCUGCCUACGAGGUGGCUGCCAUCUGUUUUGCGGCAUCAUGGCUGCCCUCCGCCCUCUGGUGAAGCCCAAGAUCGUCAAAAAGAGGACCAAGAAGUUCAUCAGACACCAGUCAGACCGAUAUGUGAAAAUCAACAAGAAAACCAAGCACAUGCUGCCCAGCGGCUUCCGCAAGUUCCUGGUCCACAAUGUCAAGGAGCUGGAGGUGCUGCUGAUGUGCAACAAAUCUUACUGUGCUGAGAUUGCUCACAACGUAUCCUCUAAGAACCGAAAAGCCAUCGUAGAAAGAGCAGCACAGCUGGCCAUCAGAGUCACCAAUCCCAACGCCAGGCUACGCAGCGAAGAAAAUGAGUAGAUGGCUUGUAUGUGUGAUUUGUGUUAAAUAAAGUCACAAAACCUUC
Messenger RNA from Mus pahari (shrew mouse), 434 nucleotides. RefSeq names its product ribosomal protein L32 (gene Rpl32). The transcript is spliced from 4 exons. Gene Ontology annotation, cellular component: ribosome; cytosolic large ribosomal subunit. Bases 74 to 388 code for a protein of 104 amino acids. The record is from RefSeq and is a predicted model, not a curated record. Gene Ontology annotation, molecular function: structural constituent of ribosome. NCBI's taxonomy places the organism in Eukaryota, Metazoa, Chordata, Mammalia, Rodentia, Muridae. Gene Ontology annotation, biological process: translation.